UUUGCCGGAGAAUAGGAAAGGAGUAGGCUCGGUCUGCGUGCAGAGGCAGAAUUGCACCGUACUACGUCUGGGAAUAUUCGUGCACGGUGGAGAACGCGCCUCACAGCUCCUCUGCUUUGAAUAGUAGGUUUGUAUAGGGUUUACUAAUAGUUAUCAGUUUCAUGUUAUUUAUUUAAUAAAUGCGUUUUUUUGAGGUGGUGGAGCCUCGCUUAACAAAUCCAACGAGUUUCAAUUCAACAGUAGCCUAACCGAAUGCUAUUCAUGGAUAAUCUUCUCCGGCAAGGACGAGCUACUGAAUAACCACAGCCUGAGUCAACAAGGUAUCAAGUUACCAUCCUAGGGUGUCUGUGUGAUGCCCCCUACUAGCGGGUCCCCUCCCAGUGUGUGAUGCAUCAUGGCUCCAGUGCUGAGUGGCUUGUGGGAACUGGGGGUCGUGGGGUCAGGGGACGCCACGGCGACGUCCUUAGGCAAUGUGCAGCUGGUCCUAGUGGGCACCCUGAUGACCAUCUCUGUCUUCUUGCUGCUCUCAAUGCUACUGCUGCUGUGUGCAGGCUGCCAGGGGCCAAAGAAAUCAAAUUGCCGCCCAGUGGCCCACGAGAACCUCAUGAAUGGAGUGUCUGAGAGAGAGACAUUUACCGGUAGUCAGUCUGUGGACAGCCCAGGGACUGACCUAUUGGUGAGCAGCUCACACAACGGCCCACUAACCAGUGGUACAGUGUUGACAGACACCCAGGACAUUAGUCCCCAGCCCUCUGAGGAGAUGCUGUCCAGUCAGUCCGAGCUGCGGAGCUCCAAGUGUCCCCAGGACCGCGAGCUGCCCAGCAUCCCACCCAACAGCACCCUGGAGGGGAUGGGAUGUUCCAGCGGACCCCUUCUCCCUCCCUCUGGAGACGGCACCUACGAGGUGGUGAAGGAGAGAGGUGGCGACCUAACGGCGUCCCGGGAUGUGAGCGUUGAAGACUCCCUGUACGAGACGGUCAAAGAGCUGAAGGACCAUCCAGGGAGCCUGGCUGCAGGUCUCCUCAACGGAGACGGUACUACGUCCCCCCUCAGCCCUGAUGACAAUGACAUUUCCCACCACAACCACCUCCCACCUCCCAACAACCCUCCAGCCCUCCACAACGGCCACCUCAGCCCUGGCUCCCCAGAGCGGGGGCCCCUGUGCGCGGGAGUGGAGUACGCCUCGGUGGAUCUGAACAAGAAGAGCCGUUACAGUGCAGACCUGGAGGCCAGGCGCUCAGCCACCAUCACUGCUGCUGUGAGCCCCAUAGAGGAGCCCGAGGAGGAGGACAGACCCCCGCCUGUACCUGACAAGGUGCUGGAUGAGAACGACAACCAGCCUACCAUGAUGGACGCAGGAGCGGUGGUGGUACUGGGGGCCGCGCUGCAAAACGGAGAGCUGUCAGACAUGUACUCCACGGUGGGGAAGCCAGGUCUAGAUGUGGAGGAGAAGGAGAGUGACUACAGCAGCAUUGCUGAUAUCAAGGGUCUGGUCCCCGAGUAUUCCUCCAGUGAUCUCUACGCUACCGUCAGGGACAUCUACCCCCAGCCCAGAGAGGGGGAGUCAGACCCCCAGGGACCCCCCACAGAGAGCAUCGAGCCUGGCUACGAGAUCAUCCACAUCCCUAAGACUGGCAGUGGAGAGGACUUGGGGCUGGGGAACCAGGUUCAGGAGCCAGACUAUGAGAGUGUAGGUGAGCUGGCACUGGGGUUGAACAGGGAGAGCUCCCGUCUCUGACUGCCUAUGGACCCUAAAGCCUGAGUCUCUGGGGCCUCACCCUCCACCCCAGCCAUUAACCUCACUCCUAGCCUCACCCUCAACCCCAGCCAUUAUCUCACUCCUAGCCUCACCCUCCACCCCAGCCAUUAACCUCACUCCUAGCCUCACCCUCAACCCCAGCCAUUAUCUCACUCCUAGCCUCACCCUCCACCCCAGCCAUUAACCUCACUCCUAGUCUCACCCUCCACCCCAGCCAUUAACCUCACUCCUAGCCUCACUCUCAACCCCAGCCAUUAUCUAACCCUCCACCCCAGCCAUUAACCUCACUCCUAGCCUCACCCUCAACCCCAGCCAUUAUCUCACUCCUAGCCUCACCCUCCAACCCAGCCAUUAACCUAACUCCUAGCCUCACCCUCCACCCCAGCCAUUAGCCUAACUCCUAGCCUCACCCUCAACCCCAGCCAGUAGCCUAACUCCUAGUCUCACCCUCAACCCCAGCCAUUAGCCUAACUCCUAACCUCACCCUCAACCACAGCCAUUAUCCUAACUCCUAGUCUCACCCUCAACCCCAGCCAUUAGCCUAACUCCUAGUCUCACCCUCAACCCCAGCCAUUAGCCUAACUCCUAGUCUCACCCUCAACCACAGCCAUUAGCCUAACUCCUAGUCUCACCCUCAACCCCAGCCAUUAGCCUAACUCCUAGUCUCACCCUCAACCCAAGCCAUUAGCCUAACUCCUAGUCUCACCCUCAACCCCAGCCAUUAGCCUAACUCCUAGUCUCACCCUCAACCACAGCCAUUAGCCUCACUCCUAGUCUCACCCUCAACUCCAGCCAUUAGCCUAACUCCUAGUCUCACCCUCAACCCAAGCCAUUAGCCUAACUCCUAGUCUCACCCUCAACCCCAGCCAUUAGCCUAACUCCUAGUCUCACCCUCAACCACAGCCAUUAGCCUCACUCCUAGUCUCACCCUCAACCCCAGCCAUUAGCCUAACUCCUAGUCUCACCCUCAACCACAGCCAUUAGCCUAACUCCUAGUCUCACCCUCAACCCCAGCCAUUAGCCUAACUCCUAGUCUCACCCUCAACCCAAGCCAUUAGCCUAACUCCUAGUCUCACCCUCAACCCCAGCCAUUAGCCUAACUCCUAGUCUCACCCUCAACCACAGCCAUUAGCCUCACUCCUAGUCUCACCCUCAACCCCAGCCAUUAGCCUAACUCCUAGUCUCACCCUCAACCACAGCCAUUAGCCUUACUCCUAGUCUCACCCUCAACUCCAGCCAUUAGCCUAACUCCUAGUCUCACCCUCAACCCCAGCCAUUAGCCUAACUCCUAGUCUCACCCUCAACCCCAGCCAUUAACCUCACUCCUAGCCUCACCCUCAACCCCAGCCAUUAGCCUAACUCCUAACCUCACCCUCACCCUCAACCUAAACCAUUAACCUCACUCCUAGCCUCACCCUCAACCCCAGCCAUUAGCCUAACUCUUAGCCUCACCCACAACCAGCAGCCCUGAUGUGAGGGACACCACCACAUGGUUCUGAACUACAACCUUCAACCCUACCAUCUAUCACCAAUUCAGGGUUUCCGCUCACUGCCCCCUCAGUGCAGUUUGGGUGCGCCCCCCGCCCAAGGUUAUCUGAUUGAACUAUAAUCUUAACUAGCCCUCGUCCAUUCAUGGUGCCCUUAAAUGACUGAACUAUGAAAUCACCGUCCAUUGUCAAGUUGUUGGCCUCCGCCCUCUUUGUUAUCAUCGACUGCUGUCAAUGUGAUUAUCCAUCACCAUCAUAAACCCUUUAUCAGACUACAGAGUGAUCCAUUCCUAGGCAUUUAUAACCAGUCAUUACUAAUUGAGUUAAUGUUAUGAGGCUGGUGACAAGCUGACUGGCCAGUUCCAUUUGUCAGUGCCUUUUGAUUGAAAACCACUUAGUCUUUGUGCCAUAAUGUCGUUCUAUAAAGGUAUGAGUUUAAAGGUUUCCCCACAAUGUAGUGGCACUUUUUACAUCAUCCGUUCUUCCUUCCUAUGUGCCCCGUUUCAUUCAGAACUUCAUGAGAGAUAUGAGAGAUAUGAUAGAUAUGAUAGAUAUGAGAGAUCUGAGAGAUAUGAGAGAUAUGAGAGAUGUGAGAGAUGUGAGAGAUAUGGUAGAUAUGAGAGAUGUGAGAGAUGUGAGAGAUAUGGUAGAUAUGAGAGAUGUGAGAGAUAUGAUAGAUAUGAGAGAUCUGAGAGAUGUGAUAGAUAUGAGAGAUGUGAGACAUAUGAUAGAUAUGAGAGAUGUGAGAGAUAUGGUAGAUAUGAGAGAUAUGAGAGAUAUGAGAGAUGUGAGAUAUGUGUACUUACAUACUAUUGAAACAAUAAGUAGCAGCAAGUCAGGCAUCUAAACUCAAAAUAGAACGGCUAGUUUUAGUUUCUAAAGCAUUUUAAAAACAUUUCACAUUGUCAACCGUUUGAUCAAAUUCCUAUUUAUUUCAAGAUGAUGGAUCAUUGUGUGAUUUAAAGGAUAUCAGGAAGGGCGUUUGUUUAUGAGGGAAACUUUAAGAGCUUUUGUUCUGUACAUGGGAUAAAGAGAAGAAGAAGUAGGUUGCCGUGGUAAUAAAGUAGUAGUCAAGGUACUCAUAAAUGAUUGUGACUUUUAAAAAAGGACUUAUUUGUUCAAAAACAAGACAAACAAUGGUGAGACCAUAUCUAUCAAUGUUGUGAUUUCUUCUUAAAAUCUUGUGAGAAUUGUUCAACUCAGUUGUUUUACUUUUUUAUAUUUCUUCACAGGAUUCAAAAUGUAUUUAAAAUACUUGUAUUCUCUCAAUGUGACAAUAUGCAACAGCAAACCUGUGUGUGUUAAUGCAUCUGAUUUGAUGAAGGUGUAUAUUAUGUGUUUGAAUGGAGUGUUUAUGUUUCUGCUUACCCUAAUGUAUGGUCUGUAUUAAUAUGUUAGAAAAUUAUUCUAAAGCACAAAGUGUCAAAAAACGUUAUGGUACAGCUUGUGUACAGAGCUUAUAGCAGCUUCAUCCUAAAUACACUGAGUGGACAAAACAUUAGGACCACCUUCCUAAUAUUGAGUUAAACCCCUUUUUAACCUCAGAACAGCCUCAAUUCGUCGGGGCAUGGACUCUAUAAGGUGGGUGGUGGACCAUUCUUGAUACACACAGGAAACUGUUGAGCGUGAAAAACCCAGCAGCGUUGCAGUUCUUGACACAAACAGGUGUGUCUGGCACCUACUACCAUAUCCUGUUCAAAGGCACCUACUACCAUACCCCGUUCAAAGGCACCUACUACCAUAUCCCGUUCAAAGGCACGUACAUUUUUUGUCUUGCACAUUCACCCUCAUAAUAGCACACGUUCUGUACACAAUCCAUGUCUCAAGUGUCUCGAGGCUUAAAAAUCCUUCUUUAACCCGUCUCCUCCCCUUCAUCUACACUGAUUGAAGUGGAUUUAACAAGUUACAUCAAUAAGGGGCUUUAACCUGUCUCCUCCCCUUCAUCUACACUGAUUGAAGUGCAUUAAACAAGUUACAUCAAUAAGGGGCUUUAACCUGUCUCCUCCUUCAUCUUCAUCUACACUGAUUGAAGUGCAUUAAACAAGUUACAUCAAUAAGGGGCUUUAACCUGUCUCCUCCCCUUCAUCUACACUGAUUGAAGUGCAUUAAACAAGUUACAUCAAUAAGGGGCUUUAACCUGUCUCCUCCCCUUCAUCUACACUGAUUGAAGUGCAUUAAACAAGUUACAUCAAUAAGGGGCUUUAACCUGUCUCCUCCCCUUCAUCUACACUGAUUGAAGUGGAUACAAUAAGGGAUCAUAGCUUUCACCUGGUCAGUCUGUCAUGGAAAGAGCAGGUGUUUCUAAUGUUUUGUUCACUCAGUAUAUUUACCCCUUCAUGGGCACAAUAUGAAUAUUUUAACUAGCACUAUUACAGCAGCAUGUGACGACAUGCCAACCGAGGCCUGUAUAUAGUUAGAGAACUAUUUUAUCCAUUUAUUACACAGUUAUUGUAUGAAUUUGCGAAUGGUAAAGUAUAUUUUGUGGUAUGUAUGACUGUGAUGUGGACUGGUUUAUAGUGGCUAUGAAACCACCUACAGUGCAGUAAGUCCACGGUGUCAUUUGAAGGGUAUUCAAUAGGACAAGUCUGCCCCUCACUCGGACUGUGACCCAACUAUUGUUGCUAAGAUACCGUUUGUGAUUGAAUGGUGUUUUGGGUUCUGUAUUCUGUUUAAGUACCAGGACACCGACGCAUUGGUUAUUUUGUUCUUUCAUCUUAUUAAUAUGGUACAUUGUGGUGUUUUAAAGCUUUUUAAAACAUGAAGGUUGAAGCUGCUACUUUUUUUUUUUUUUUAAGAACAGAAAAUGAAUUAAUGUCUGAAUGAAUAUUGUUGUGUGGUGUUUAUUUUCAGACUAAGCGAGUAAAUUCUGACUGUGAAUAACUAGCUAUUGCAUUGAUGAUAUCUACGUUCGACAGGAAAACACUGAUAUUAGCCUAUUUUCCAUCCCAUUUCUCUGUUAUCUCAAUAUUGGACAUUAUUGUUGUACGCAGAGUGAGUGAGUGCAUAUUUCAUUAAACAUGUUUGAGUUUGUAUAA
Messenger RNA from Oncorhynchus nerka (sockeye salmon), 6281 nucleotides. RefSeq names its product phosphoprotein associated with glycosphingolipid-enriched microdomains 1-like. NCBI's taxonomy places the organism in Eukaryota, Metazoa, Chordata, Actinopteri, Salmoniformes, Salmonidae. Gene Ontology annotation, cellular component: plasma membrane; membrane raft. The transcript is spliced from 8 exons. Bases 395 to 1738 code for a protein of 447 amino acids. Gene Ontology annotation, biological process: intracellular signal transduction; negative regulation of T cell activation. The record is from RefSeq and is a predicted model, not a curated record.